ACAGAGAGGACAUUACAUGUCAGGAUAUACAAAGAUGGAAGCCAAAAGUAACUCCCAGCUCCUGGUAUCGCUGAUGCUUCUUAGUGUCUUCUGCUCACAAACACUGGCAUUACCUCUUGAAACAUAUUCUACCAUGAGCAGGCUGGGCAAUGGCAUGCUGUUUGAUGGCCCCAAUGAACCUGACCAAAAUCUAGGUUUAUUAAAUGUGGAAAAUGAUCGUCUGGAAAGUUCAUUACCUGAAAAUUACUUGGCUUUUUUGGAUGUUCCCAGAGCCUUGAACAAAAAUAGCAGACAUGUUAAGGGGAUGUACACCAAUGAUGUUAGCAAAUCCUUGGAGGAACUUGCUGCUAGACAAUUCAUUAAAUAUCUUAUUCAUAAAAGAGAAGGCAGGAUCAGUAUGCUAGAAAAGCGUCACUCUGAUUCAGUCUUCACUGACAGUUACAGCCAGUUCCUGAGGAAGGAGGCUUUGAAGAAAUACUUGGAAAAAGUUUUGAAUGGAAAGAGAAGUGAAGAAGAUAAUCCCAACCUAGAACGCUGAAAGUCAUGCUUGCAAAGUAGAGCUGAUGCAUUGCUUCCUAAUGAAUUCUUGAAAGAAAUCUAUGAUGAACAAAUUGACUAUUUUUUGAGUUCUACAUAAAUCUAUCAAAGAAACAUCUUCAAUAUCAAAACCAAAACAAAUAUAUGUUGUAGUGAAAGUUGUGGUUUAUUUGCUUCUCAUGUAAUAAAAGUGGUGUUUACACUGUAAAUAUCAUUUUAGAGAUCUUUGCCUAAAUUGUGUAUUCGAAUCAGAAAACCCUAUGGCUUCAUAUGUUAUGUAUCCUUUCUUUUAAUAAAUGCAUUGAAAAAAGAA
Molecule: messenger RNA, 850 nt
Organism: Trichosurus vulpecula (common brushtail)
Lineage: Eukaryota; Metazoa; Chordata; Mammalia; Diprotodontia; Phalangeridae
Product: VIP peptides-like
Exons: 7
Coding region: 17-538 (173 amino acids)
Biological process (GO): positive regulation of protein catabolic process; adenylate cyclase-activating G protein-coupled receptor signaling pathway; regulation of protein localization
Cellular component (GO): perikaryon; neuron projection; extracellular region
Molecular function (GO): peptide hormone receptor binding; neuropeptide hormone activity
Source: RefSeq, a predicted model, not a curated record